AUGGGGGUUUAUGCUGAUGAAACCCAGGGAGCGCGGGUGCGAGGCGUCGAGGUACCGCAGGAGGCGAGGGCGGGGGAGGACGUGUCCCUCAGGUGCUUAGUGGACCCCUGGCCGGACCCCCUCUACUCCCUGGCCUGGUGGAAGGAUGGAGAGCAGAUCUACAGGGUGGCUGUGGUCCCAGCUCCGCCCGGGGAUCCACACGCUCUCCCCGUCAGGAAUAUGGUGACCGUGUUCUCCCUGCCUGGGCUGAGCGUGAAGAAAGGGCGUGACGGCCUGGGUCACGUGGUGUUGCAGGAGGUCAGCGUGGCGGCCUCGGGCAAUUACACAUGCGAGGCCGUGGCUGACUUCCCCACGUUCACGCAGAGUUUGGUCAGCGCCAAUCUCACCGUGGUGGACCCUCCGGACACGAGGCCCAUCCUGGCGGGCUACAAGGGCCGCUAUUACCCCGGGGAACUCAUGGCCGUGACAUGCACAGUCCUCAGAGCAUCCCCGGUACCAGUCGUCACGUGGUUCAUCAACAACCGCAAGGUGCAGGCGGGGAAGAACAAGGUGCUCGAGGUGCGUGCGGAACCCGACCUCACCUCCACCCUAGUCACCCGCCUCACGGUGCACCUCAAGCGUGAUCAUUUCCAGCAGGGCGUCCUCAACCUCACGUGUGGCGCCAGGACGGGUCGGUCCUUGUGGUCGAGCAACACCAUUACGACCCACCACGCGCGCCACCGAAACGCCCCGGGGUACUCCACGCACUACCAGGGUCGCGCGGGGGAGUUUGAGUUCGACCUCGGCCAGGAGAGGCUGCUCUCUGCUGCAUCUUCGCCGUGUGUGAGCAGGAGCCCCUGGCAGUUGAGUCUUCUCUUCGCUUCUACAGUUCUACACUUUUUACAGCUGAGGUCCCAAAGAGCCUGGAAUUGAAAUGAACGAAUAAUGUGAAAUAUGACGCGCACAAAAUCUGAAAAUGUCUUCUGUUACGCUUUAAAGGACUGUAUGUCUGGAUACUGUAUUUUUAUUCUGAGAUUUUAGAGCGGCGAUUCGAUUUUUAUUUUGUAAUUUAAAAAAUAGUCUACUCAGAAAUGAUACAUUAUUGUAUAUGAAAGAUAAAUAUGAUGAAUAGCUUCUUGACAAGACAAAACAUUAACAGUUAUGUGACAAAUGCAGAACGAAUAAUGUUAUUGAUUAUAAGCAUAGGCUGAUAGAAGGAUCCAAGAGUAAUAUAUAUUUCUAAUGUAAACGUUUCGAAAUUUUCAUCUUUAGUGUCAAAAGAUUUACAUUAAAGAGAGUCAUGAGGCGGUAAUGAAAGAAAAUAUUCCCAAUUAAACAAUACAUGGGUAACAAAAUUAAUGAAAAUUUGACGAGAAAAUUAGGAAGAUACACAGCACGCAAAAAAAUAACACUUCUGUUAGCUGACUGCAUUGUUGUUUAGAUCGGGUUACAUCUUGAGGAUGUACAGGGAUUCUAAACUGAUAAGGUCGAGUCUAAUAGAUAGCGCUUUUCGAUGCUACGUAUUCACCUGUGUUAGAGGAUUCUUUAAGAUAUGAUAUUAGCAAAUUCAUUACACCUUGCACUGUGACAAUCUUCAUUUCCAUUGAUAUCUUUUCUACGAAGAAAAAUCAUCACUGUUAUAAUGAUCGGCAUACGUUUUGAAUUAUACGAGUAAUCUGAAUAUUUGACUCGAAAAGAUCCAUUGUAGAUAUAAUACUGACGCCAGUAUUGAAAUUAAGCUCAGUAAUGUUAUGUGCGCAAUCAAUCAAAAAGGGAAGAGUUAAGAUAUAACAAGGGAAAAUAGAUAUAUAUCAUGUAUGAAACUAGACAUAGAAUUUAAAAAACUUACAUACAUAUAGAUAACUUUAGAGGAAGAUCAAAAUGUAUCUGAAAUAUACCAAUAAUAUUUGAUAUUUUUUUCAGCACCAAUAACCCUACCGUAUAAUUGUAAACAGAGACUAGGUAACAACAAAAAAAUAUAUUACAGUAAUAUGUACUUGCAUGGGCAUAUUUUAUAGCUUUCGGAGGCUUAUAUCUAAUUACAUGCAGAAGCUUCCACAAAGGCUUCAAAAUGGGUUCCCACAAAAGGUUAUGUCCUUAACUAAUUUGUGGGUGUUUGUACCCAUUUUAUGCGUAAUGGGAAGAUUUUUUGCCAAAUAAAUGUUUUCUUUAUUUAUCCUUGGUGUAUGCAACAUACUGAUGAUAUAUCAUUCAUGGUGGUGCUGGUAUUACAAUGCAUAUGUUUGCUAAAUUAUGUAUAUAAUGUAAUGCCAUGAUAUUCCCACAUCUCACUUGGUAUAAAAUGUAAAGACAACAAAAUCAAACUUCCGUUGAAAAUAGUAAAGA
Messenger RNA from Penaeus monodon (black tiger shrimp), 2325 nucleotides. RefSeq lists its product as uncharacterized. NCBI's taxonomy places the organism in Eukaryota, Metazoa, Arthropoda, Malacostraca, Decapoda, Penaeidae. The coding region runs from base 1 to 912 and encodes 303 amino acids. The transcript is spliced from 7 exons. The record is from RefSeq and is a predicted model, not a curated record.